UUUAGGGAAAUCAAUAAAGGUGUCAUGUAAUGUCUCGAUGGAGUGUACAGACAAUCUUUACUGUAAAGACUCGCUGUGCGGCUGUAAAGACAUAGAGUACUGGAAUGGGUCUCGAUGCUUAAAAAAAAAAGAUUCAGGCACAAAAUGUUUAGAAACUAUGGAAUGUCAGCAAACCCUGUAUUGUGCUCGGGAUAUCAAUGUCCAGCUACAGACGUUUGGAACGGGUCUCUGUGUGUCCUAAAAACCAGCUUAAAUGGAACGUGUAAUUCUUCAAUAGAAUGUGAUGAAACUUUACAGUGUAAAUAUAAUAGAUGUGUGUGUUGUGACACAGACUACUGGGAUGGAAAACAUUGUGUUGAAAGAAAAGGUUAUAACAGUUCAUGCAGUACCAAUUCAGAAUGUAUGAAGGAGUACAUGUGUUCAGACAACCGUUGUGACUGUCCAGAUAAUGCAUAUUGGAAUGGUCAAACAUGCAUGCAACCAACUGAAUGUGAAGACUUUCAAUCUGGCGCGAAUGGUGUAUAUACUGUGUGGCCAAUAGGAAGUCCAAUCCCUGUGAAGGUAUACUGUGUCAUGAAAGGAGGAGAUAUAUGGACGGUUAUACAGAGAAGACAUAAUGGCAAUGUAGACUUUUACAAAGACUGGUCGGAAUAUAAAUCAGGAUUCGGAAAUGUGAAGUUAGAUCAUUGGAUCGGUAAUGACAAUAUUCAUUAUGUAUCAUCUGAUGGAGCACAUGAGUUGCGCGUUGAGUUGGAAGAUUGGAAUGGACAAACUGCUUACGCAGAGUAUUCCACAUUUUCAGUCGGAGACGAAAGCAGCAAAUACGUGCUUACAGUCAGUGGAUAUUACGGAACAGCUGGUGACAGUUUAAAUCCUCACAACGGCUACACAUUCCAAACAAAGGAUCUAAAUACUGGUUACGCAGCGACUUGUCAAGGAGCAUGGUGGUACCAAGAUUCAUGUGCCUUCUCAAACCUUAACGGUAAACGUACAAGUAAUUCAUGGGGCAGUUACCGACAUCGACAACGAUCACAACCUACCUCUAUGACAUGGUACCAUUGGAAAAGUCAAUAUAUUGGGCUAAAGGAAUCGAUGAUGAUGAUCAGACGCAAAUAUCAGAAACAAUGAAUUAUCAAGUAGUUCAACCACACUUAACAACAACUCCAAUUGGCUUCUAUAGAGCUUUAACGAACAUAUUUGCAUUGUUAUGAACUACAAGAUAAAGCUCUCCUUGGUUUUUACACUUUAAAGAUGUCCUGUUUUAAGUAUUUGGCAUUGUUUGUGUGAAAUUCGCUACUUUAGAGAAACUAUAUUGGAUCUUUCUAAAAUUUAAGAUUAUGCUUAAAUGUAUACAUGCAUUCUUUAGAUUU
Messenger RNA from Mytilus trossulus (common blue mussel), 1370 nucleotides. RefSeq names its product microfibril-associated glycoprotein 4-like. NCBI's taxonomy places the organism in Eukaryota, Metazoa, Mollusca, Bivalvia, Mytilida, Mytilidae. The record is from RefSeq and is a predicted model, not a curated record. The coding region runs from base 115 to 1128 and encodes 337 amino acids. The transcript has 8 exons.